AUGCCGUUCUUUUCUCGCGUCUUUCGGAGCAAAGACUCUACCGCGACCAAGAAACAGGCUAAACCAACCACCACCGCAAACCCCGUCCCCGCAAAGCCAAAAUGGACCGACGCCUGGCAGCAGAAGGAGGUGGCCCCUGAGGAGGUACAAGACCUCAUUCGAGGUUGUGCGCAGGAGUUGAAGGCACGAGGUGGGUACAAAUUUCUAUCUCAACCAUGUGGUGGUGUUACCGCUGCCACGCGCAUACUUCGGAUUGCUGAUCAUUCGUCCAAUUUAGCUCUCGAUACCCCAUUCCUGCUCCUUCCCUUCCGUCCCAGUUCCGACCCUAGCGCCGCUCGUACGUUCGUCCGAAACUACUUCAACCAGUCCUUUGAGCAGGGCGCCCCGGUCAGCGGAGAUGCCUUGAUGCAGGAGCUGCGGCUCAAUGAGCCGAUGGUUCUUUGCAGCGUCUUGAAAUGGUGUUGGAGCAGAUUGCCUGGCGGUGUAGUUACUUGGGAGGCAUAUGAACUCUUCAAGGUUGGCGAACAAGAUUCGGAUUUGGCCCGCGAUGCUUUUGCAACUUUCAUCCCUAUUAGUGUCGACACCGACGCUCGCGCCAAAAUUAUUUUUGAUUUCUUCGACCUACUUGCGGCGAUUGCGGCGCAUGGCAAAUCUAAUGGUCUGGGUGGCCGCCAGCUUUCGCGCUAUGCUGGAUGGUGGGCCUUUGAGCACCAUGAUACUGGAAAUGGCUUUGAGGCCUCCUACAAAAAUUGGGCUGCUGCCGCUGAUGCGACAAGCCACUUGUUUUUCGCUUACUUACGCUCACUUUCCCCCGAUAUGCCUCGCGGUGUUACUGGUAUCUCAUCGCUACCGAUCUCCCUUCAAUCCCUCGUCGAGGCGACCGAAUAUCCUCCAGAAACCCCGACGCUGCUCCAAGUCACGACCACUAAAGUUGUCAUGAUUGUUGAUACGGUCUCUCCUACGCCCUUUUCUUUGUUGCGCCGCGCAAAGAACUUUGAAUAUCGCGACGACCACUGGCACCUCCAGGAAUUCGCCAACUUUGAAGACCCCAUCAAAGCGCUGACGGACGAGUGUCUACGUGUCUUGAGAUGUAUUUCAUCAACAAAUGAGUCGAGUGUUUCGAGCUCGAAGCAGUCAACUAGCUUGCGGGAUGCUUCAUGGUCCCGUUUUGAGGAUAUUGGAUUUGGUGGCUCUAUUGAAUCGGAUCCCGAAGAUGAAGAUAAGCGGACCACAACUUCCGCAAAGCCGGAUACUGCUGCUAGCAUGAGCACCGUGCCUCGAUCACAGGGUGGUGAUCUUGGACGGCCUACGACCCCAUCCUGGGCGGACUUUAUGUCGUCUGGUUUCUCGGAUGAUAACCCACUGAAGAACCCAGUUGGCCCCCUACUCCUGCCACCUGACAAGGUCCUGCCCCCGAUCGCCGCCAGUCGUGGCCAGAGCUCCCAAUCGCAUAGGCGCACUUUGGCUCCCGAGCCAGCCCUUGAGCCGGCUGAGUUGGCUAGCAUCAGCUCCUUGGAUUUGGAUGAUUCGUUCUGGUGGGUCUGGAUCACUAGUCUUUCCGGUGAUGAGCCAUCUUCGCGCAAGGCUGUAUUUGGUCGCUGUGCUCUCCUCGAAACUGUCAUUCGGGGAACCAAGUGGCUGGUUCUGGAGGAGCAAAUCAAGGGUGCUGCGCCCGAGCCAGAGGCAGGCGCACAGAUUGUUGAGAAGAAGAGCUUCUUUAGCUUCGGCAGUAGGAAGGGAACCAAGCUCGGCCGCAGAAAGUCUUCCGCCAGGAAGGUGGACUCGGUAGAGGACUCCUACAAGCGGCCCAAUAACCAGGCUCCACAAAGCAAAACCAGCAUUGGCCCCGAUCAGCACAAGCGAAUUCAAGCCGCGGCUGCGGCGCUUCAGAAGAAGCACCGGGAGCAAGAGGCUGAGGCAAAGGAUGCCGGCGCUCACUCCCGCUCCGAAGCCUACUCGACCAAGACUAACUCGGUGCUUACUCUUCAGCCCGGCAUCGUGAACGAGGCUUCGUCGGCCAUGAAGUGGGCCAGCAACUACGAUAAGAACACAUUCCGUGCUGCCUAUCUUAACAACAGUCGCGCGGGAACAGGAAACGUAUCUGGGGACGUUGAGGAAAUACCCGAGCCUGAGGAAGAGCAGCCUGCGGCGCCUUCAGUUCCUCUCCCGCCCAGUACAUCUAAGUCUGGGCCCCCACCACCUCCCAAGGAUAAAGCUGCCGUAGCUACCCCAUUGCCACCCUCGCCCGAGCCAGCCAAGAGUACUCUGAGUAAGGUCGUACCCGCGUCUGCGAACAAGGAGAACUCCAAGGAUACUCAGGCCGUUGUCGUUGAACAGCCCAUUGAGGGUGAAACUCAGCAGGCUGCUUCCGACGAAAGCAGCAAAAAGCUCAAGAAGAAGGCCGGUAACACCGGUGCCUUCAAGAGUAUGUUUGUGAGCAAGAAAAAGACCGACCAGCCUCCUGUGAAGACCGGUGUCAGUGAUACCAGCUCGGCGGUAGCGGCUGCUCGUGCCGCUCUCGAGGCCAAGGCCAAGGCUGCUCAGGAAGCGCCUGCCAAGGAAACUGCCCCCAAGGCCGUGCUUAAGAAGAAGCCGGUUCCCGCUCAGCAGCCGGCUACGACAGACGCCUCUGCCCCGGCCCCUGCCCAGACUCAGGCCUCGGAGCCCGUUAAGCCCUCCACUCCCCGCCAGUCUGAAGAGCCCAACUCACAACGUCAUGUUCAAAUUGUCGGUACCGGAAGCCCGCCUCAGACCAGACGUGCUGUUGAAUAUGAUGCUUUGUCUCGUGUUGGCACCAACGAGCGCGAUGCCGCUGAUCAGGAAUUCUCCAAGUUCGACCAGGGUCCUUUGGUUGACCAGCCGGCUUUCAUCCCCGAGGAUGAUCUCCCUGUCACUCCUAACACGGUAACUGAGCAUGGGCGUCCUCAGACCCCUACCAACGGUAACGGGGCAAAGCUGGAGGCUGUCAGCCCUCAGAGCCUCUCUGAAGACCGAUGGAAGCAGAUUCGCGAGAACGCCGCUCAGAGAACUGCUCUUGUAGCUGAGGAGCCUGAGACUCGCACCAGCCAGUCCGAGCGUACCGACGAGGGAGACACCAGUGGUGAAGAGACCAUUGAAUCCCGUGUUGCUCGCAUCAAGGCCCGCGUCGCCGAGCUCACCGGCGAUAUGGAGUCCGCCCGUUAA
This is a messenger RNA of Penicillium verhagenii, 3183 nucleotides long. RefSeq names its product DUF1708 domain-containing protein. Bases 1 to 3183 code for a protein of 1060 amino acids. The transcript has 5 exons. The record is from RefSeq and is a predicted model, not a curated record. Lineage: Eukaryota; Fungi; Ascomycota; Eurotiomycetes; Eurotiales; Aspergillaceae.